Penicillium cinerascens is the source of this 2802-nucleotide messenger RNA. RefSeq lists its product as uncharacterized. Bases 1 to 2802 code for a protein of 933 amino acids. Gene Ontology annotation, biological process: regulation of transcription by RNA polymerase II. Gene Ontology annotation, molecular function: transcription coregulator activity. Gene Ontology annotation, cellular component: SAGA complex. Lineage: Eukaryota; Fungi; Ascomycota; Eurotiomycetes; Eurotiales; Aspergillaceae. The transcript is spliced from 3 exons. The record is from RefSeq and is a predicted model, not a curated record.
AUGGCUACCGCAAUUUCAAAGCCCACCUCGCAUCCCCCGAAGAUGAAGCGGCCGCCCCCGCCUUUCCCCCAGGCCGGGGUCAACGGAGUCAAGGCUCAACCACUCUCAUCUUCUCCACCCACCACUUCCCAGCGCCUUCCUGGGGGCAUGUCUGCAGGCUCCAGUCCCAAUCUCACCAACGGUGUGCUCAAUGUGGCGAAUGGCGCCAAGGGUCCCCUGAACCGAACCAGGAAUAUGUCGCAGAGACCCGGAGAUCCAGCUACACGGGUCACACGAGGGGUGACGAGGACAAGCUCACUAGGAAAUGAUAAUCGGGUUGGGAAAAGGUGCCCCGAACCAUAUGUCAAAACUACAUCUUACAUUCUUAAGAAAUAUUCCAACUGCCCGCCGUCUCUCAUUGUGCAUCUUCACCCUACGCAUUUUCGAUUCGAGCAGCAAGAUGGAAGUUUCCCUUACAAUUCGGAGAUGAAGGUGAUCAUUGAACACAUCCGCCAGGGAACUGUGCCCCAUGAUCUGAUCGAAGAGCUUCUUCGGUCUGGGGUGCGAUUCUACGAAGGCUGUCUCAUCGUUCGCGUAGUGGACCACAAGUCCGUAUCUGCGCAGACGAGGAAGACUUCCGCGACGACCACAAAUGAAAACAAUGUCCCUUUCUCUCUUCACAAUUACAAUGAGCAUGUUACCCCAUCAGCAUAUGUUCCGUACCCAAAGCAGAACCAGCUCACCACCGACUUGCAAAGUUCCAAAUCGGCUGAAGCGGCGACAAGUCAAACUGAUGGCCAAAGGGAUGGUGAGGCCUCCGAGUCUCAAGGCCAAGGGACUGACAGAAGCCAGCAAAACGCUGUUCUAAAGCCGCGAGUGUUCACUACUGUUCUUCACCCGACUUCCCGUGUGUUGCAGGCUGAAUUAACACUGCUUGUUACUACCCCUGAUCCCAAAGCUGCGAACGCGAUGAUUCAGAAUCAGUUUCUUCGCACUAAUUCCUCCUCUGUUGUGCCUCAGUCAUCAAGUGGUCAGCACGACCGGGGACAUGUCGCAAAACGACAGAAGACUCUAGUCGAGCCGCAAGAGCUCCCGGAGUGUGAAGCAUUGCUCAUUCGCGCUUUGGCUCCGCCUCUUUACUUGGGCACAGUAGACAGUUUUGAGGCCUCACAAGACUUGCUGAAGUCCUUGGAGAGCCCUCUCCACAACGAUCCGCCACCAUCGCCCAAGCGCCGCAAGAGAACCAUUGCCGAGCUCGCUGCGGACGAGGCUCUUGCUGCUGAAGAGGAGAGAUUCAUGCUUAUCAUGGACGAACGCCUCGAACCUACCACUUCGGGCGCCGGUACUGGUUCCAAGGCUGCUGCCGUGGAUGAUACAGCGGGCGUUGCAGCAUUUGAACCACGAUUCUCUCGCUUCAAGACCCUUGAGACUAUCCGGAUGCAGCAUGAGGAGAAGGCCAAGCGCGAACAUGAGAUCAAGAUGAAGCAAGAAUUAGCCAAGAGACAGCAGCAGGAACAAGAAAAGGAGCGUCGCAAGGCCAUUGAGGCACGACAGGCCGAGGAACACACCCGAGAAGAAAUUCGGAGGCAGCAGCUAGCUGCGCAACAGGCACAGGCGCAGAUCGCUGCCCAGCAAAAUCGCCAUGUCAUGGCACAUCCCAACGGUGUCAGUCAAGGACAACAAUCCUCCCCUGUUGUACGCCACCAAACUCCACACAACAUGUCGUCGCCGCUGGUCGGUAACAACAUGGCGCCACAGUCUGUUCCCAUGGCCAUGAGUGCAUCCCAGCAAUCAGGAAGCCCACCUCGACCUCCAUCCUCUCUCCAACAUGCGCAUCCUAACAUGAUGGGCCACCCGAUGGCACCCUCAAGAAGCCAGCAAGGACCGAGCCGAAACGGAACCCCUCAGAUGACACAAGGCACGCCGGCCAUGUCACACGCCACACCGAUCAUGCGCAAUGUUACCCCAACCCAGCGAAUGAAUCAGGGCAGUCCGAACCACGCCAAUAUGGGCCAAACUCCGAUGAUGAACCAGGCCGCGAUGGCCAACACGCCGCAGAUGAAUGGCAACAAUCUUGCACUCAACCCGCACCACCAGAUGAUGCUCGCACAGCGACAACAACAGCAGCAGCAGCUCCUUGCACAACAGGGACACAUGGGCGCCGGGGCCAAUCAGUUCUCGCAGCAACAGCUUGCUCAAAUGCAAGCUAAUAUGCACGCUCAGCAGAAUAUCCAGUCGCAUCAGCAGCAACAGCAGGCGCAAAUGAUGCAAGCGCAGCAGUCACAGCAGCAAAACGCCCAGAAUAUGCAGAAGGUUCCCCAGCACAACCAGCAAGCAUACCAGGCGCAGCUCAUGCGCGCGCAGUUCGCUCAAAUGCAGAUGGUUAAGCAACAAAAUGGCCAGAUGCCACAAGGCCAGGCAAAUCAGCAUGCUGGCAGUCCGCAAAUGUCCCAGCAACAACAGCAGCAGCAGCAACAACAGAUGUUGAUGGCGGCUGCUCAGGCCAACGGAGGGCAAAUCCCACCGAACAUGCAAGGUGCCAAUAUGGCGCAGCGAUACAAUCGACUCUACCAGCAACGGUUACUACAUCUUCGUCACGAGAUGUCACAGCGGUAUUUGCAACAAUACGGACCACCAAAUCAGUACCCGCCACAGAUUGCACAGCAAUAUGGUGCUGGCCUGGAGAAGAAUGCCAAGGCCUGGGUUCAAGAUCUUAUGCGACGCGAGCGGGAAGCUGCCCAGCAACAUCGGGCAACCCAGGCUGCAAUGCAGGCCCAGCAGAUGCAGCAGCAAAAUAUGAUGCACAAUGGGAUGGGCAAUUAA